This is a messenger RNA of Conger conger (European conger), 3519 nucleotides long. Its product is annotated as protogenin A-like. Lineage: Eukaryota; Metazoa; Chordata; Actinopteri; Anguilliformes; Congridae. Gene Ontology annotation, biological process: cell-cell adhesion; axon guidance. The transcript is spliced from 19 exons. Gene Ontology annotation, cellular component: plasma membrane; axon. The coding region runs from base 1 to 3519 and encodes 1172 amino acids. Gene Ontology annotation, molecular function: protein binding. The record is from RefSeq and is a predicted model, not a curated record.
AUGGCGUCUUUCAAUUGGAAAAUAUAUCAGCGUUUGCUGUUUUUCACAGUAUUUCUUCCCAUUUCGGGCGUAUUUUGUUUUAGCGAGUUGUUCUUCAUCAAGGAGCCCCGUGAUGUGACCGUAAUGCGGAAGGACCCUGUUAUUCUGGACUGUCAAGCGCAUGGGGAAGCACCCAUCGCCGUCAGGUGGCUAAAAAACGGAGUAAAAAUCUUUGAGAACGAACGCGUCUACCUCCUCUCCAAUGGCUCCCUGUACUUUUCGGAAGUGGAGAACAGGAAAGGAGACAAAUCGGAUGAAGGCUGUUACCAGUGUCUUGCUCAGAACAAAUAUGGAGCCAUCUUGAGUCAGAAAGCUUGUCUAACUGUUGCAAGUAUUUCUCCCUUUGUGAUCCAGCCUACGUCUGCAGUGGUAACUGAGGGAUACGUCGCCAGAUUUGCCUGUAGGAUCACUGCUAGCCCUCCUCCCAUAAUCACCUGGGAGUUCAACAGAGUCACGUUACCUCUGUUCACUGAAAGAAUCGCAGUGCUGCCGAACGGAGUGCUGCAGAUCCACGGGGUGGAGAGAGAAGAUGCCGGAAGCUACCGCUGCGUGGCCACCAACAUCGCCAACCGCCGGCGGAGCACAGAGGCAAUACUUACCGUCAAACCAGCUCCGGGGCCCCGCCCGCUUCAGAGGCCGGUCAUCAUCGCGGGACCUCAGAACAUCAGCGUGUCCCUGCAUCAGAGCGCCAUCCUGGAGUGCGUGGCCACGGGUAACCCCAGGCCGCUGAUCUCCUGGAGCCGGGCGGACCACAGGUCCAUCGACGUGUUCAACACGCGCGUCCUGGGGAACGGGAACCUGGUCAUCUCGGACGUGAAGCUGCAGCACGCGGGGGUGUACGUGUGCAGGGCCACCACGCCGGGCACGCGAAACUUCACCAUCGCCACCGCAAACCUCACCGUCCUCGCGCCCCCCUCCCUGGUGGAGUGGCCUGAGAGCCUGACCCGUCCCCGGGCGGGCACGGCCCGAUUCGUCUGCCAGGCCGAGGGCGUGCCCCUGCCCCACAUCACCUGGCUGAAGAACGGGGAGGAGGUGCACUCCAACGGCCGGAUCAAGAUGUACAGCAGCAAACUGGUGAUCAACCAGAUCAUCCCGGAAGACGACGCCAUCUACCAGUGCCUGGCGGAGAACGAGCAGGGCUCGGUGCUGUCGACGGCUCGGCUGAUCGUGGUGAUGUCCGAGGACCGGCCCAGCGCUCCCAGGAACAUUCGCGCGGAGACUGUGUCCAGCUGCGCCAUCCUGCUGGCCUGGGAACGACCGCUCUACAACUCCGACAAAGUCAUCGCCUACUCUGUCCACUACAUGAAGGCUGAAGGUUUGAACAAUGAAGAAUAUCAAGUUGUUAUUGGUAACGACACUAUGCGCUACAUCAUCGAUGACCUGGAGCCAGCGCAUAAUUACACGUUUUACAUCGUCGCCUACAUGCCCAUGGGUGCCAGCCGCAUGUCAGACCACGUGAUUCAGAACACCUUAGAGGAUGUGCCUGUGCGCGCCCCGGAGCUCAGCCUGACCAGUCGCAGCCCGACCGACAUCCUGGUGUCGUGGCAGCCCCUGGCGGCCAAGCUGAGCCGCGGCCGGGUCUCGGCGUACCGCCUGUCCCACCGCACGGCGGCCGACAGCGACGUGGGGUCCCUGGAGCUGCCCGGGGACCAGGCCCAACACCUCCUGGAGGGCCUGUGGCCCGACACCAUCUACCUCCUGCGCAUCGCCGCGGCCACCAGCGUGGGCUGGGGCGAGCAGUCGGCCUGGUCCUCGCACCGCACGCCCAAAACCUCCAGCACCAAAGUGCCCUUGGCUCCUGAGCUGCGGCUGGAGCCCCUGAACUGCACCACCAUCGUGGUGCGGUGGCAACCGCCGCCGGGCGGCGCCUCCAGCGUCCAGGGCUACCGUCUCUUCUACCACGAGGAGAGCCGGCCGGAGGGGGCGCCCAUCCAGCUGCGUGCCCAGGAUCACCAGCACACCAUCGGGGGCCUGGACCCAAGAAAGAAGUAUCAUGUGAAGCUAUUGGCAUUCAGUUUCAUGGGAGAAGGCUACCAGGCCGACCAGACUGUCAGUACCCCAGGAUGCGUCUCGGUCCGUGAUCGGAUGGUGCCCCCUCCUCCACCGCCCCACCACCUUUACGUGAAGGCCAACAGCUCUUCUAUGGUGUACCUCCAGUGGGGCCGCCCGGCCUUCACCUCCGGGCAGACCGUCAACUACACCGUCCGCUGCAACCCAGUGGGCCUGCAGAACGCCUCCCUGGUGCUCUACAUGCAGACAGCCCAGCAGAGCAUGCUUGUCCAGGGUCUGGAGCCCAACACCAGGUACGAGUUUGCGGUGCGUCUCCGUGUGGACCAGCUGGCCAGCCCCUGGAGCCCCGUGGUGUACCAGAGCACUCUGCCUGAAGCGCCCACCCGGCCGCCGGCAGGGGUGAAGGUCUCCAUGAUCGAGAACGACACGGCGCUGGUGUCCUGGAAGCAGCCGGAGCAGCCCAACAUGGCGGUGACGCGCUACACCAUCCUGUACGCCUCGCGCAAGGCCUGGAUGGCCGGCGAGUGGCAGGUGCUGCAGAGGGAAGGGAGCAUCACUAUUGCCCUCCUGGAGAAGCUACAGCCUGGGAGCGUCUACCUGGUGAAGAUCUCGGCAUCCAACGAGGCCGGGGACGGGCCCUUCUCGAACGCCGUGGAGCUGGCGGUGCUGCCGGAAGGUUCCGCGGCCGGACAGAACCCGCGCCGAUCCAGGGGCUCCACAGAAGCCAAAGCGUUUUCCGAUGGCUUCUACCACCUGGACGAGACGUCGAUGGCGGGCGUCAUCGUGGGAGUGAGCAUCGCUUUGGUCUGCAUUGUCAUCUGUGUCCUGAUCCUCGUCUACAGGAGCAAAGCCAGGAAAUCCACAGCCCCUAAGAUGAGAGAUGGGAGUGGGGACGUCCCGCCUCUGGCCAAUGGGAGCCAGGCAGAGGAUGUUGAAGCUGUGAUGCCGAUGAUGGCAGAAGGCCACUUCGUCGAUACCAAGGGAGGAACAGACCUGAUAAUAAAUAGCAAUGGCCCAGUCAGCUCCACCAGCCAGAGGAAGAAGAAAUGGCUGUUCUUCAGUAACAAAGAGACAUCGAACCUUGGGAAAGGCCAGGUGAGGAAGAGGAGCCCCAGCCCCUGUUCCUACGAGCCGGGGCAGACGGUGCUGAGGUACGAGGACGAGUCGCCAUCUUCGCAGGUCCUGUUCGGGAGCGGAGGGAACGGCGAGGGCUCGAGCGAGGGCAGCCACGAGACGGCCGACUCCGGGCGGUAUUCGCAUGACGAGACCGAGAUGACCAACCUGUCCUCUGGUCGAAACUCGCGCCCCCCGUCCCUCCGGGCGGAGGAGGACUGCGGGGGCUCGGAAGAAUGGCCCGUCCCUGAAGCCGACAAACCGUACCUCGCCGUCGAGAUCGGAGACAUUGCGGAGACGGCCUGUUGUCACCGGCAACUGGCUUCCGACCCUUCUCAGGCAGAGCUUCCUCUCUAG